Messenger RNA from Diabrotica virgifera virgifera (western corn rootworm), 891 nucleotides. RefSeq names its product general transcription factor II-I repeat domain-containing protein 2-like. The coding region runs from base 1 to 891 and encodes 296 amino acids. The transcript has a single exon. NCBI's taxonomy places the organism in Eukaryota, Metazoa, Arthropoda, Insecta, Coleoptera, Chrysomelidae. The record is from RefSeq and is a predicted model, not a curated record.
AUGGAAAAGAAGCGAAAAAUUGAUAGUGAAUGCAGAAAAUUCAAAGAUCAGUGGAACAUUCAGUAUUUCGUAAUUGAGUCCAGUAACAAGGCGCUAUGUUUGAUUUGCAAUGAAAGCAUAGCCGUUCUCAAAGAAUAUAACAUGAAACGUCAUUAUGAAACAAAACAUUCUCAAAAUUACUCAAAAUAUACAGGAAUUGUGCGGACAGAAAAAUUCGAAGCUUUGAAGUGCGGAUUGAAAUCGCAGCAAUCUUUAUUUACAAAAGUCAAAACUGAACAAGAGGCGGCAACUCGUGCCAGCUUUCGUGUGGCUCUUGAAAUUGCAAAACGUGGAAAACCAUUCACCGAUGGAGAAAUGAUCAAGGAAUGCAUAAUUGCAGUAGUCGAAGAAAUGUGCCCUGAAAAGGUAAAUUUAUUAAAAACUGUCAGUAUGUCAGCAAACACUGUGGCUCGAAGGGUACAAAACAUCGCUGAAAAUAUAUCCUCUCAACUGUUCGACAAAAAUGGACAUGUUGAGUGGUUUUCUUUGGCCUUGGAUGAGUCAACGGAUGUGUCAGAUACUGCUCAGGUGUUGAUUUAUAUUAGAGGAGUAGAUAAAAGCUAUGAAGUGCACGAAGAACUUCUUGAUAUGUAUAGUAUUCAUGGCACAACUACUGGUAUCGAUAUUUUUAAAGGAGUUGAAAUGGCCAUUAAUAAAAAGAACCUUCGAUGGAAAAACUUGAAAUGUAUUACAACUGAUGGAGGCAAAAACAUGAGUGGGAAAGAUAAAGGAGUGGUCGCUCUUGUGUCAAAGGCUGUAGAAAAUGACGGCGGCUCAAAACCAUUAGUCUUACAUUGUAUCAUUAUCAACAGUCUUUGUGCGGAAAAUGUUUGGAUAUGUCUGACGUUCUGA